AUGCCCGCCUCCCCUGCGCAUGCGCCCCAGCGCCGAGCGCCCCAGCGCCGCUCCCCUCCGCGGUGGCGCAACCCGCAAGGCGUCGCCCCCGCAACGCUGAGGUUGAGCGUUCUAGACCCGCUGUUGGCCUCGGCCAGCUACGACGACACAGUGAAGCUGUACGAGGAGGAGGAGGACGAUUGGGUGUGCUGUGCCACCCUGGAGGGGCACGAGUCCACCGUCUGGAGCGUGGCCUUCGACGGCAGCGGCGAGCGCUUGGCCUCCUGCAGCGACGACAGGACCGUGAGGAUCUGGCGCCGCUACCAGCCGGGCAACGAGGAGGGGGUGGUCUGCAACGGCACCGACCCCACCUGGAAGUGCAUCUGCAACCUCUCUGGCUACCACUCCAGGACCAUCUACGACGUGGCAUGGUGCCACCUGACAGGGGCUCUGGCCACGGCCUGUGGUGACGAUGCCAUCCGCGUCUUCGAGGAGGCUCCAUCCUGUGCCCCCCAACAGCCAACCUUCAGCUUGGCUGCCCACGUGCCCCGUGCCCACUCCCAGGACGUCAACUGCGUGGCCUGGCACCCCAAGGAGCCAGGGCUGCUGGCCUCCUGCAGUGACGAUGGAGACAUUGCCUUCUGGAAGUACCAACGCCCUGAGCUCUGCUGAGCACCCAGCCCCUGCCACCCUCACCCACUGCUGGCACCCACGGGCGAUGCCAUCCCUGCCCUGAGCUCUGCUGAGCACCCAGCCCCCUGCCACUCUCACCCACUGCUGGCACCCACAGGUGAUGCCAUCCCUGCCCUGAGCUCUGCUGAGCACCCAGCCCCUGCCACCCUUACCCUCCAUUGGCACCCAUGGGCGAUGCCACCCACGACCUGAGCUCUGCUGAGCACCCAGCCCCCUGCCACCCUCUCCCCCCACUGGCACCCACAGGCGAUGCCACCUGUACCCAGCUCUGUGCUGGGAAGGGCUCCUCUGUGCCACGAGUUGAGGCUGUGGCACACUCAGGACUGUGGAGGUGCCACAGGAUGCCCCAGGGAUGGGCAGAGCAGCGUGGAGCCCGCGGUGGCAUCAGGCUGGGUUUGGCACACAGGGCAGGGCUGCUGCCCCCUGCCUGCUGCUGCCCUGCGCUCAAUAAAUGAGCUCUGCUGGCCAAA
Pogoniulus pusillus (Red-fronted tinkerbird) is the source of this 1142-nucleotide messenger RNA. It is a transcript of the gene CIAO1, whose product is annotated as cytosolic iron-sulfur assembly component 1. Gene Ontology annotation, molecular function: protein binding. Gene Ontology annotation, biological process: iron-sulfur cluster assembly. The record is from RefSeq and is a predicted model, not a curated record. Gene Ontology annotation, cellular component: cytosolic [4Fe-4S] assembly targeting complex. The coding region runs from base 1 to 651 and encodes 216 amino acids. The transcript is spliced from 4 exons. Lineage: Eukaryota; Metazoa; Chordata; Aves; Piciformes; Lybiidae.